GUUGCACGUGAAGAGUCAGGAAAGAAGAAGAGCAAAACCUGUGGGCAGGCGGUUUUGCUUUCCGCUUCCCCAAAAUGGCGGGCCGGCCGUCCGUCUCCCCUUUCCCAGGUGGAUUUCUUCCUCUCCUCUCCUCUCUCUCUUCUCUCUAGAUCCUGCCGCCGACGCGACCACCGAAAGCAGUCAGCAUCAUGCCGAGGUUUAAUGCGACCGAAUCAGCCCCAAGUCCAUGGAUUUCUUUCCCCAAUCAAUUCUGCCCAUCUUGCCCCUCCCCUGCCACCAGCAUCGAGCAGCCCAUGGUUUCGCUCUCGAGGUCUCCUCCCGCCCGCGUAUAACUCGCCCGCUCCUCCUUCCUCCAUCCCCCCCACCUCGCCACCACCACAACUAGUCUAUACCUAGCUGCGGCCGCGAAUCUGGAUAUCUGGUUCUUGCCCUUGCCCUGACGGGGGGACUUCUUCUUCUUCUUCUUCUUCUUCUUCUUCUUCUUGCUGCUGCGGACGUACCUCGCCCGUCGGCGAUGGGUGCGGAGUUUGAGGUGGCGGUGGCUGGAGUCGCCGCGCCGCCGGCGAAGAGGAGGCGCCGGAUGGUAGCGGCGGCGGGAGGAGCGAGGCGGCGCGCCACGAGGCGUGCGCCGGCGCCGCCGACCAGGGCCGUGCAGCGGCUCUUCCAGGCGAGCCGCGCCGUCUUCAGGGGCCCCGGCACCGUGCCGGCGCCCGCCGAGGUCGCCCUGCUCCGCGCCAUGCUCGACAGAAUGAGACCGGAGGACGUCGGCCUAAGCGCGGAUCUCAGAUUCUUCAAAGCCAGAGAAGCCGCCGAGGGGAAGACCCCCACGAUUACACAUACCACCAUAUACAAAUCUGAGAAUUUCUCGAUGGUUAUCUUGUUCUUGCCACCGAAUGCAGUCAUCCCCCUCCACAACCAUCCCGGGAUGACGGUGUUCAGCAAGCUGCUCCUUGGAUCGAUGCAUAUAAAGUCCUAUGAUUGGGCUGGUCCUGGUCCUGAUCCUGCCACGAGCGGCGCUAAUUCGUUGCCUGACGAUCGAUUGAGACUGGCAGAGCUGGUUGUGGACGAUGUUUUCACGGCGCCGUGCGACACAUCGGUCCUGUACCCAACAGCUGGAGGCAACAUGCACCGGUUCAAGGCCAUUGCGUCAUGCGCAGUCCUUGACAUUCUUGGCCCUCCUUACUCCAUAGAAGAAGACCGGGAUUGCACGUACUACACAGAGAUUCCAUACUCCCACCAACCGAGCAGUGACCUUGUCGAUAACGAACAAGAACGCCGGCGUCUCGCAUGGCUGAAAGAGAUCGACAUGCCGAAGGAGCUGAAGAUGUGCAGCGUAGCUUACGGCGGCCCGCCGAUCUCCGACAGGUGAACCCCCAAGUCAGCCAGCUGAUGUCAGAACUGCCAACCUUUGUGGAUAUAUCAGCAACACAAUGGAGCUCUUAGCCUGGAUUUCAGUUUGUACAUGAUGUCAGUGAUAGCAUGUCAUGAUGUAAUGUGCGAAUGUUUUGCUUGCUUUGUUUGUGCAUGCACCGUCAGUGUGGGCCUUGUCCAGUUCCUUUCUUGAUCUUCGGUUAAUACAUACUCAUCCAUAGAUUUCACUUAAUUAGGCUUGCUUGCAUAACUGUAUUCUGUUUUUCCUUGCAAGAUUAGAACAAUGAGAGGCCAAUUCUGACACGGUCUUCUCAUCGAGAUUUCUCUAUAUUUCCUACAACAUUUUCUCUUGGAACA
Molecule: messenger RNA, 1728 nt
Organism: Brachypodium distachyon (stiff brome)
Lineage: Eukaryota; Viridiplantae; Streptophyta; Magnoliopsida; Poales; Poaceae
Product: plant cysteine oxidase 2
Exons: 5
Coding region: 515-1369 (284 amino acids)
Molecular function (GO): oxidoreductase activity, acting on single donors with incorporation of molecular oxygen, incorporation of two atoms of oxygen
Source: RefSeq, a predicted model, not a curated record